AUGGAUAGGCAAUCUAUUCAACAGAGAGCGGCGAGACAGGGUAGGAAGCGCAAGGUUGCCAGCGAUAUUGAAAACAAUGUGUUGCAAUGGCUGUCUGGCACAAGAUCUCCAUCCUCCGCAUCCACACCCACCCAGCCAUCUACACCCUCGCCUGUCGGCGCCACACCCGCCACAACAGCCACUGUCUCUCAAUCCUCCACUCCUACUCCGUCAUCCCCUGCCACUUCCACGACUACUUCCACGACUACCUCAACUACCACAACUACCACUACCACUUCCACUACCACUACUACCGACACUGCCAAUGCAACUUCCACUUCCAUCUCCGAUGACUCAUUGGCUCAACAUAACAUUGAGGAGCAACAGCAAGUGGAGGAGGAGCAGCAGCCACGAGAACAAGAACAAGAGCAACAACAAACGAUUGAACUUGGAGUAGGUGGAGAUGACACAAGUCCUGGUAUAAUAUUGUCAGAGCAAUUGGAUGAGCGAAAUGGUGGUGAUAACGCAGACAAAGAUGGUCAAGAUAAUGAUGUGAUAAUGACAACCUGCACGCCAGGCCAAGAACAAGUCCAAUAUCAAGUACAAGUCCAAGUCCUAGACCAAUCACAACAACAACAACAAGAUCAAGAUAUUACACAACAACCUAUUAUAUUGCAAGAUCCGAAUGAACCAGAGGCGGAUAUGACUCUGCCGCCUCAAGAACAACAAGUGAUCACACAUCCACCCCCAGAGGUGACAUCGGACACCAUCCAGCACAAAGAGCACGAGCACGAGCACGAGCACGAGCACCAGCACAAACGCCAACACAACAAACGCCAACACAAACACAAUCACACCAAGACAACCAAGGAGGAAGAAGGCUAG
Molecule: messenger RNA, 864 nt
Organism: Acytostelium subglobosum LB1
Lineage: Eukaryota; Evosea; Eumycetozoa; Acytosteliales; Acytosteliaceae
Exons: 2
Coding region: 1-864 (287 amino acids)
Source: RefSeq, a predicted model, not a curated record